CGUGCCCGGCUCUUUGUGACUUCCGUGAGCCUCAGCCCCCCCAGUCGUGCCGUUGCCAGGAAACGGAAAGGAGCUGGGGCGGCGUGACCUACCAGCAGGCCGGGAAGAUCGUGGAGGCAGGCAGGCCGGGGAGAGGGACGGAGUGUGAUCGUGUGGGAUAAAGCGUGGGCAGCCCGUCACAGGCAGUGAGUUGACACAUACAAAAAUACCAGAAGCCUCAUGAAGCAGCUGCGUGAAAAUAAAGCUGGGGCCCAUCCCCAAAAGAAGAAUUCCUCCUCUGGUAAGGACAGUAAGACUCCAACCGUACGGACUCCGGAUAUCAGUGGGCAGAUCAGUAUCUUAAAUCGAAAACUCUUAGGCCAAAAACGAUCUCUACAAGUUUUGAGCAGCAUGGGAAGUGGUGCUGCGGGAAGUGCUGAUGAUGCCAAAAGACGUAAGCUCUUGCCCGAAGUGAACUCACCUAGCCAAGAAUCUGAAGAGGAGUCAGAUGACAGUGAUUAUGAGAGAGUGGAGAGUGAUAAUGAUGUCAGUGAUACUACAGAGAGCGAUGAAGAUGAUGGGGAUGAAACUGACAGUGAUGCAUCAGAAAGUAGUAAUGAAGACCCUGAAGAAACCGCAGGCCAGCCUUCUUCAAGGCCUGAUUUAACAAAAGAAUUGUCUUCAAUGUCUUUUGAGGAGCUGUUACAAAUGAGAAACCAAGUUGGGAUGAAGGCUUAUCAGCAAAUGACAUCUAAGAAAAGGCUACCAGAUGUCACAAAAACAAAGAAGAGGCCGUGUUUGAGCAAAAACAGGCCUUUGGAAACUUCAGCCAAACUGCCAGUACCUUUUUUGCGGCAAGUCGUGCCUGUUAAGAAAAAGGUGUCCCGAGAUCCUCGUUUUGAUGACCUCUCUGGGGAAUAUAAACCAGAAGUGUUUGAAAAAACAUAUAGUUUCUUAAAUGAUGUGAGGAAGAAGGAAAAAGAGACUUCCUUCUUGACAUCUACAGCUGAAAUGCAGAAAAUGGAACUUGCUGAGAAAUACAAACAACUGAAGAAAAGUGGGAAGCUGGAGAGUUUCCUGAACAAGAAGAGGAAAAGGAAUGCUGCUAAGGAUAAAAGGAAACUCCCUUUUCGGAAGGAUAGCUAAUGUCUGCCUAAACCCCCCCACCCCCCACAGGUUCCUACUUUGCCAGUUACACAGGCAACUCUAUGAAAGAAGAUGACCUCUUGUGUGUUACCAGGCAAUGAAGGUGAAUAGCCAGGAAUCAUCCCACAGUUCAAGAUACUCUGCCAAGUAAUUUAUGCCUGCUGAAAAAAAUGAUUGUUGUGCAAAAUUAUGUUGUUCCAAUUUCACAAGGACCUCUUAAACUUUGAAAAAGGAAUCUUUUUAGCAAUUAAAUUUCCUGCUGCUUGUUUUUCUUUUCCUAUCCUAUCAAUCUGAUCUCAGUCCCCUCUGCUUCUCCCAAAACUGUUCUUCCUCCUUCUAGUCUAUUUUUUCUACUGUGUGUAGGCUUGGCAUUCACCUACCGUUUUUAAGAAUUGCCUUCCUGGAGAGCACUCUUACUUUCCUGCAGCUACCCAUUAGUCCUGCUUGAUUGUGAUUCCAGCUGUUUUAUUUGCAGAGCUUAACAGAAUAACAAUAACUGAUGCUUAACAGAAUUUCCCAGUGAACAGCAGCACUGCACAAGCUAGAAUUUUCAUUUAAGCACUAUUUGCAGUACUGCAGAUGGAAGAAUCACAAACAGCAUAUUGAAUUCUAGUCUUGGCAUAUAUAUGUAUAUUUUCCAGCUUCUUACACUUUGGUUAGGGACAACUGGUUUUUUUGUAAUAUGAAUGCAUUUACUUUUACCGCUGAAGUGGACUAUGAACAGUCCCAUGUUUUUAGCAGGUUUUUAGAAAAUGUGUGUAAACAUAAAGAGUAUUAUUACAGUACAACAUUGGCAAUUUUCAUUUUGACUGAGUUUGCUGGAUCACCAGUCAGCAUCACUGUUUCACUGGGUGUAUUUUAAAAUAAAUUUGUUAUUUUUAUAAAGUAAAUAUUUUAUUUGUUGGUACAGAAUAUAGGAAUAAUAGAUAAAUCAUCCUAGCAAUAUCUCAUAAUCAAAUAAAAGUUUUAC
Protobothrops mucrosquamatus (brown spotted pit viper) is the source of this 2095-nucleotide messenger RNA. It is a transcript of the gene RRP36, whose product is annotated as ribosomal RNA processing 36. Gene Ontology annotation, biological process: maturation of SSU-rRNA from tricistronic rRNA transcript (SSU-rRNA, 5.8S rRNA, LSU-rRNA). Lineage: Eukaryota; Metazoa; Chordata; Lepidosauria; Squamata; Viperidae. The record is from RefSeq and is a predicted model, not a curated record. Gene Ontology annotation, cellular component: nucleolus; 90S preribosome. The transcript has 6 exons. The coding region runs from base 220 to 1125 and encodes 301 amino acids.